Molecule: messenger RNA, 192 nt
Organism: Ramularia collo-cygni
Lineage: Eukaryota; Fungi; Ascomycota; Dothideomycetes; Mycosphaerellales; Mycosphaerellaceae
Exons: 2
Coding region: 1-192 (63 amino acids)
Source: RefSeq, a predicted model, not a curated record
AUGUUUGUCGAUAUCUCCAACGCUUAUCAUACCAGCCUUGACGACGUUGCAGAUUGUAUUCGAAUUGUCUGCUACGAGCCUUUAUUUUGUGUACUCGGCAGUUUGGAGAUUAAGAUGGAAUCCAAAGACCUUUACCCCGUUGUGUCUCAAGACUCUUGCUGGGGAUAUCUAACGAUGGCCUUUAUCGUUUGA